Messenger RNA from Coccinella septempunctata (seven-spotted ladybird), 1843 nucleotides. RefSeq names its product MOB kinase activator 1B (gene mats). Gene Ontology annotation, molecular function: protein kinase activator activity. The record is from RefSeq and is a predicted model, not a curated record. The transcript is spliced from 5 exons. The coding region runs from base 163 to 816 and encodes 217 amino acids. Lineage: Eukaryota; Metazoa; Arthropoda; Insecta; Coleoptera; Coccinellidae. Gene Ontology annotation, biological process: positive regulation of protein phosphorylation; hippo signaling. Gene Ontology annotation, cellular component: cytoplasm; nucleus.
UUGAGGAACACAGCUCCAACUUCUGUCUGAAAAAGGUCAUUGACAAACGUACUAAUUUCUGGUAAUGGUGUAAUAGUGAAAACCAAAAGUGAAAAUUUCCGUAGAAACAGAAGUCUAAUUGGAUUUUUCUUUCGAUUGCUUGUUUCCAAGAAUCGUCCGAAGAUGAGUUUUCUUUUCGGAAGCCGUUCUUCUAAAACUUUCAAACCUAAGAAAAAUAUUCCUGAAGGCACUCAUCAAUACGAGUUGAUGAAACAUGCUGCUGCCACUUUGGGUUCUGGAAAUUUGCGAUUAGCUGUUAUGUUACCAGAAGGAGAAGAUCUAAAUGAAUGGGUGGCUGUGAACACUGUGGACUUCUUUAAUCAAAUAAACAUGUUAUAUGGUACUAUAACAGAGUUUUGUUCAGAAGAUAGUUGUCCAAUUAUGUCUGCUGGUCCUAAAUAUGAAUAUCAUUGGGCUGAUGGUCAUACUGUGAAAAAACCAAUUAAAUGUUCUGCUCCAAAAUAUAUUGAUUACUUGAUGACUUGGGUGCAAGAUCAGCUUGAUGAUGAGACUCUUUUUCCCUCUAAAAUUGGUGUCCCCUUUCCUAAGAAUUUUUUAGUUAUUGCUAAAACAAUUCUGAAGAGAUUGUUCAGAGUGUAUGCACAUAUAUAUCAUCAGCACUUCAGGGAAGUUGUUCAGCUGGGAGAAGAGGCCCAUUUGAAUACAUCCUUCAAGCAUUUCAUAUUCUUUGUUCAGGAAUUCAGCCUUAUAGACCGACGUGAGCUGGCUCCUCUUCAGGAACUGAUUGACAAGCUCACUGCUAAAGAAACUCGAUGAAUUGAAAAAGAAAAAGUCGAUAUAUUGCCUUGACUUCUCACCCAGCAUUUAUUAAGCAUAAAGCGAUACAUAAGCCUUAACCUAUCGACAAAAUAUGAAACUUGGUUAAUACGAGUGAGAUUCUUUGAUCUUUAUGAUGCACUUUGAAGACACAUGUAGAUUUCCUAGAGGACUGAAUAUUUUAAGACGAUUCUUAAUUGAAAAGCUUACUAUUUUAAUCGAGUAGUACAUAUCAGCUUUUGUAAACGAUAGGUAAUUAUAGCAUUUUGUUAAUGUGGAGGCGUUCUGUGCUUUUUUAUUAUUAACGCGAGUGAAUGAGUGAUAUUGAAAUCAGGGUUAGCUAUUGUUGAAAAGCGAAAUUCCUAAACAAAGUACAUGGAUUAUUAGGAAAAAUUAAGAAUAUGUUGCUGUUGGUCUUCCAAGUAAUAGUAAAUAAUAUUAUUUUUGUCACCAUAUAAACAGUUUGACUGUCAUGUAAAUCCAGCAAAUUCACAUUUGACAAUUGACAUUGACAUUUCUAGAGUUUUGAGAUUGUUGUGGGUUUGUAUAUGUUAUUAGUUCCAUCCAACAACCCGAAACGGAAAUCUGCAUGGUUCUAUACGAUUAAACAAUUAUUGUUGAUCUAUUUAUAUUGAAUUUUUUUAACUCCUAAUUUAUUUUUAUGUGUUCUCUAGGUCAAACUCUUCGAUAACCUUUUUGAAGUAUACAGGGUUCCUAAAUCAUUGUAUACAAUUGUUUGAACUUUUAUGUAUCACUUAAGUGUUUUUUUAGGAACAUAGGAUUCUCUAAGUUAAUAUCAUAAUCGAUGGAUUACGUGAGUUACGCUUGCUUUUUUUAUAUUAUUUAUGGAGAAAUGAAAAACAUAUUUUUACAUCUUGAUAUUCAUAUUGUAAUAUCUUUUUUUACGUGUAGGAAUAUUAUUUUGAUAACUAGUGAUCGUGCUGUUUGGAUCCAGUGAGGAUUAUUUUGAUAAGCACUGUGCAAUUUGUAAAUAGUAAUAUAUUUCAUAAUAUACAUUUGAAAUGAA